AUGGCAAACACAAUCCACUAUGGAUAUGUAUCGAGCCCUAAAGAGGUAUUGGAACAGUGCCUAAAUGCCUAUAAUUCUGAACGGUUAUUUUGCCAAAUAUUAGCGAACAACCCCGAAUUCAAUAGCUGCUACGUGCAACAUAGAAGAGGAUACAUCAAAGUAACUGUUGCAAAUCAUUAUCUAGCCAAAGGAAACUUUAAUUUAUUCAAAUUUAUCAAAACUGUUACCAUGCCACGAGAUACAGAAACAUACGUUAAGGCUAAGAAGCAAUUGGAAAUCAUACAUCGAAAUGGGAUCAUUCAUGGAGAUAUAUGGAAGGCUAACAUCCUCUACACGAAAGAGGGCAAGGUUUUCAUCAUUGAUUUUGCAUCUUCAAUCCCAGAGAACCAAUCCACUGAUGAAAUCAACAAGGAAUCAGAUAAGGCAGCCUUGGAAAUUAUUUUUGAAGAUUAG
Molecule: messenger RNA, 453 nt
Organism: Debaryomyces hansenii CBS767
Lineage: Eukaryota; Fungi; Ascomycota; Pichiomycetes; Serinales; Debaryomycetaceae
Product: DEHA2A01012p
Exons: 1
Coding region: 1-453 (150 amino acids)
Biological process (GO): protein phosphorylation
Molecular function (GO): protein kinase activity; ATP binding
Source: RefSeq, a predicted model, not a curated record